Messenger RNA from Heteronotia binoei (common prickly gecko), 3019 nucleotides. It is a transcript of the gene LSM14A, whose product is annotated as LSM14A mRNA processing body assembly factor. The record is from RefSeq and is a predicted model, not a curated record. Bases 299 to 1678 code for a protein of 459 amino acids. Gene Ontology annotation, molecular function: mRNA binding. The transcript has 10 exons. Gene Ontology annotation, cellular component: P-body. Lineage: Eukaryota; Metazoa; Chordata; Lepidosauria; Squamata; Gekkonidae. Gene Ontology annotation, biological process: P-body assembly; cytoplasmic stress granule assembly.
GUCUCCCCACGCGCCUUUCUUUCCUCUCGCGAGAUUUGGGCCACGCUGUUCCCGGCAUCCAUUUCGUGGCCGAGGAAGAGGAGGCGAGCGGAGAGGGUGAUGGCGGCCAUGUUGGGAGCGUCGAGACGGCUUUGAGGAAGGCCUCAGUGAGGAGGACGCGCGUCGGUUUUCUUGCUUUGCCCCCUGUGGUGAAGCUGGACCCCGAGAGGGAAAGGCGAAGAGGAGACGCCGCCGAAAUCGGUCUUGGACCCGGACGAGGCUUUCCGGGGCGCGCGUUGGGCUUCCUCCCGCCGACGCCAUGAGCGGGGGGACGCCUUAUAUCGGUAGUAAGAUCAGCCUCAUCUCCAAGGCCGAGAUCCGCUAUGAGGGCAUCCUGUACACCAUCGACACCGAGAACUCCACCGUGGCGUUGGCCAAAGUUCGUUCUUUUGGUACUGAAGACAGACCCACUGAUCGGCCUAUACCACCUCGUGAUGAAGUAUUUGAAUAUAUUAUAUUCCGUGGCAGCGAUAUAAAGGAUCUGACUGUUUGUGAGCCGCCUAAACCACAGUGUUCACUGCCCCAGGAUCCAGCUAUUGUUCAGUCUUCUCUAGGAUCAUCAUCUUCUACUUCAUUCCAGUCUGUGGGCUCCUAUGGUCCUUUUGGCAGGAUGCCAGCCUACAGUCAGUUCAGUCCAAGUCCCUUAGUGAGCCAGCAGUUUGGUGCUGUUGGUGUUGGAAGUUCACUGACAUCUUUUGGAACUGAAACAUCAGCCAAUACGAACUUGUCUCAAAGCAGCGCAGUUGGUUCCACUUUUACAACAGAUGCACGAUCAUUAAAAACGCAGCUCUCUCAAGGUCGCACCAGUCCUCAGUUAGACCAUUUGAGAAAGAGCCCAAUCCUGGAACAAGCAGUGCAGACCACAUCAGCCCACUUACCUGCAUCAGCACCAGUCGGGCGCAGGAGUCCUGUUUCAGCUAGGCCUCUGGCAUCCGGUAACCAAAAAUCCUUAGAAAAUCAGGAGCACAGGCGAGCUGAAGCACACAAGUUGUCAAGAUCCGAAGCAGAACACCUGAGAAGUGAUAAACGUCAACUGGGGGUACCUCCAGUACGAAGAGGCCGUGGGGGUCACCGGGGAGGCCGAGGAAGAUUCGGUAUCAGGCGGGAUGUUCCAAUGAAAUUUGAGAAAGACUUUGAUUUUGAAAGUGCAAAUGCUCAGUUCAAUAAAGAGGAAAUAGAUCGUGAAUUUCACAACAAGCUGAAGCUGAAAGAAGACAAACCAGAAAAGCCGGUAAACGGGGAAGAUAAAGGUGACUCAGGUGUCGACACCCAGAACAGUGAAGGCAAUGCAGACGAAGAUGACCCCCUUGGGCCCAACUGCUAUUACGACAAGACCAAGUCUUUCUUCGAUAACAUCUCCUGUGAUGACAACAGAGAACGAAGACCUACCUGGGCAGAAGAAAGAAGAUUAAAUGCAGAGACAUUUGGGAUUCCGUUGCGUCCAAACCGUGGCCGUGGGGGCUUCAGAGGGAGAGGAAGUGGUAGCGGAGUUGGUGGCUUUCGGGGUGCUAGAGGACGUGGCGGCAGCAGAGGAAGCUUCAGUGUCCCUCGGGGGUUUCGUGGUGGAUUCAGAGGUGGACGUGGUGGCAGGGAAUUUGCAGAUUUUGAAUACAGGAAAGACAACAAGGUUGCCGCAUAGUCCACGAGGAAGUUGAAAGCCAAGUGGACUUGCUGAUCUUCAUAGUCCAGAGAAUGUGUUGGUCUUUGCAAAGAAAUUGACUUAAUUUGCCGUAAAACUCGUCACCAGCAGUGGGGUUUGUUUUUUAAUUCCAAAGGGGUUUGAAGCAGUAACCAUUUUGAAAAAAAAUGCCAUCUUCAGAAACAACGAGCAUUAAAUAUAUUUGCGAUAGAAAAAUAAGUAAUUUCUUACAUAUAGUUAAGCUAUAAAGCAGUACGUCAAUGGCGUUUAAGUAUUUUUUUCAUCACAGAAAAGAUUUUUCUUAACUGAAUUGUAUUUGAUUGCUGCAGAUUGCAAAGACAAUAGUAUGCAGAAGGCCGUCAGUACUGUGAGUGUGUUGAUCCACUGAAGGUUGUUUUUGGGACUCCUGUAAGAUCCCUUUUCUGAAAUAGUUGUACUUUUUCUCAGAUAGGGUGCUGGGCAGUAGAAAAUUUGAUUUGUCAGUCAAAAAAAUGUAAACACAGUAAAUAUUGUUUCUUGGGCAAAGGAAAACUUUUUAUAGUUGUAAAAUUCCAUGAUUAACCCAUUGCCAAAGAAACAUUGAAGAACUUUGUAUAGCUGUAUAAAAAGCGACUAAUUUUUUUAAAAGAAUAAAACAUUUUUAAGUCAACAGACCUGCUGUGUUGAGACACUAAAACACACACACAAGAGUUUGUUUUAGGUUUUUUUUUUCUUUGUAGUUUUUCAGGCUUUAAACUUGUUUGGUUUUUAUUAUAUUUUGACUACAAAUUAAAAAAGAAAAGAAAAUGUUCUUCCGCAAUAUAAAAAAAAAAAAACCCUGCAUAAAACUAUUCUGUCUUGGUGAGAAAUUCGGUUUUGUAAGUUUCUGGCAUAUCAAAGGGUUUGACCAAAUUUAAAGUCCCAUUGUCAAUCAAGACAAGCCUAGAGGCUUCACAUUGCAGUUUGUGUUAACUCACGCAACUGAAAGGUCAGUGACCCAGGCACACAAGUUCUGAGACUCCUUUUUGUGCCUGACAUAAAACUGAAAAGUCUCCAUGUAUCACUUCUUGAAACGUUGACUCUUGUUUUAAUAUUGUUGACAUACUCAGUUUAAAAGUGAAUUUCCUAGUGUUUGAAAUUGCUGAGUUUUGAUGGACUGUAGCUUGGAGACAUUGAAUGUUCAUUUUUUAGACAGUAUCCCACAAGUGAUUUGAUAUGAAGUAAUUGUACACCAAUUCUGAAUAACUAGUUUAAUGACUUCUCCUUUUUUAAAUAUUAAGUUAUAUUAGAUACAGUAAUCUGGUAAUUUGUGUUUGUAUUUGUAUAUGAAAGCCACAGGAAUAAAGGGAUCCAAAGAUUAAA